AUGUUCGGCCGCAAGCGCGGGGCGAAGGCGAGCAGGGGUGCGAGCAAGGGUAACGCGAAGGCGAAGAAGGCGGUGAAACGCCUCCUCGAGAAACCCGGGCCGGAGAGGAUGGCGGUCUUGGCGAACCUCGCCGCCGCCGAGAAUUUGCACCCCUUCAACGGUUCUGCGUUAGGAGAGGCGGAUGCCUGUAACGCGGUGGCGACGGUGAUGUCGAUGUUCCCGGAGCACAGGCAGGUGCAGGUGGAGGCUUGCCGAGCCGUGGAGGCCUUGGCGGACGGCACUGAGGAGAACGUUCAGCUACUGGGCGAAGCCAACUGCUGCCACCUCGUGGAGAAAGCGCUGGAAAGGUUUCCUAAUGAUGCCAGCAUUCAGACGCAGGGGUGCCGGGCGGUAACCAACCUUUUCAGCGGGGAAGAGAACAUCAGAAAACUUGGGCAAGGCCGGGCCUGCGAGCUGGUGACGGAGGCAUUGCGGAGCUUUCCCAUGGACCACGAUGUGCAGAUCGAAGCCUGCGGAGCCGUGGCCAACCUCGCCAACAACAGCAAGAGCAACCGGAUCAAGCUGGGACGGGCCGGAGCGUGCUCCCUCGUUGUCAAGAGCAUGACGACAUUCUCGGACAACAUUGAUGUCCAGCACGCCUCUUGCGUGGCGGUGGGAAACCUUGCCAACCGGCACGAGGAGAACAAGAGGCGCUUGGGGGCGGCGGGAGCGUGCAGCAAGGUGUGCGCUGCCCUGGCGAGUUUCCAAGGAGACUUGGGCGUGCAGUACAUGGGGUGCGGGGCGGUGGGAAACCUGGCAAAUAGCAACGCGCAGAACUGCACGCGGCUUGGAGAGGCGGGAGGCUGCCUUCUGGUGGCCGGGGCUAUGAAUGCCUUUCCCAGCGAUAGAAACCUGCAGCACGUGGGCUGCGCCGCAGUCGCGAACCUGGCGAUCAACAACGACCCGAACGCGAGCAGGCUGGUUAAAGCCGGGGGGCGUGUGGCGGUGGAGCGUGCGUUGGACAUAUUCUCGGACGAUGCGGAGAUUCAGACGCGGGGAGAGCAAGCCUUGGAGUGGCUCAGUUCCAAGAAUCGCGUGGGCACUACGCUAUCCAUGAAGAAGCUCACUGGGCCGGAGUCGAGGAGGCAGCAGGCGAGGGUGAGGGCUAGAACCAGCAGCUCGUUCGGCGGCAGCAGCUUCGGCGCAGGAGACAACACGCGCGGCAACCGAGGGCGUGGAGGAAGGGAUCAGGAACGGAAAGGGUCGUUCGAUUCCGUAGAUGACACCGAAGACGACGAUGAUGUUAUGACGGAAACGGAGGACGAGGACGACUACUAUGACUCUGCAACAUCCUAUGGGGGUGAUGAUGAUGAUGAUGAUGAUCAUGAUCAUGAUGACGACAAUGAAGGGGGGGGGAGAGGACGGCAGCGCACCGCCGCCCAAGGACCGCUUGAGGAGGGGGAGGGCUCGGAGGAAGAGGAGGAACACGAGCAGGAGUGGGAUGACGAUGGCAUGUCCGUGGUGUCUUCUGUAGUUUCCACCGGGAAGGCCGGGAAGAAGAUGAUGAUGACGGGGGCCACGGUGUUGGGAAGUGAUGGAAACGGGGAGGAGGAGGAGGCGCACUCCCGGCAGUCUUCGGCGGAGCUGACGAAGGUGGUGACCCCCGUGGCGGUGACGGCGCCGAUCCCAUCGACGGUGCCCCUCGGUAUCGUCGGCCUCGCCCCGGUCCCUCCCCCGAACCGUCCCCUCUCGAGGGCCGAGCAGCCAAUGGGAGCACUCCUUGAGGACUUCGACAGCGACGGGGAGGGGAACUACGGCCCCGGUCCCGGAGAGCAGGCGGCGGCGGCGGCGGUUUUGGCAGCGGCGGCGGCGGCAGCGGCGGUGGCGGCGGAGAAUGAACAGGCCUCCGGGGGAGGGAAAGAUGCUGUCGGUCCCUCGCCUCCCAGGGCACAGCCUGCAAGAUCGCGCGGUGGCUCUUCGCGUAGCGGCCACAGCAGGAGCAAAGGCAGCCGCUCCAACAACGCGGCCGAAGGGUCGCGAGGAGGCGGGAACAGCGGCGCUGCGAGGACACCUGCAGGGGGGGACCCCGCAACCAGCAACGGAAGUAGGGGUAGGGGCACCGCCAAGAAAAAUAAGAGGAGGGCGGGUAGUCGUCGCGGAGGCUUGGAUGAUGACGGUACCGACUACGACGACGACGAUGUGCAGCAGGUAGCCCCCCCCACCAGAAGCGCGAUGGCUCAGAGGGGGUCGUCUGGUCACCGGAAAGAGGGGUCCCGCGGGAGUCAAUCUUCCAGGUCUGCGGGGGGGAGCAGGAAGAGCAGCAUGACCGACAUGAGCUUGCGGAGCGCGGGAGCGGUGUCGGUGCCGUCGGAGUUCCCGUCCAAGCAGAAGUUUAGCUCGAGGAGCGAGAGGUCUUUCGGGUCAGGGCUAAGCUCCGCAAGAAGGCGCAUGAGCGCGGAGGAGGUGCUGAUGACCCCGGCCAUGGCUAUGGCGUCCGCGGUUUCGGGGCUAGUUCGGAAGGAUGAGGCCGUAGCCUACACCCUGCAGACGAUCACCGGCAAGAAUCCGGUCUGGUUCCCCGGCAUGGUGACCAACGUCGAACGUCUGGUUCAGAGGUCUAUCGAGAUGGAGUCUGUCAUGGUGGCAGCGCUCAGCGAGCUCAGACGCUUCAAGGACUCACCGUACGACGACACUUUGGCCCGUGGCGAGUACUUCGACGUCCUUUACCGGGGGCUGUGCGGGGCGCACAUCGCGGCCGCCGUUGUCGCCAGGGGAGGCAUCGUGGCGGAAAGCAAGGACGGCUGGCUACGCAAGGCGAGCGCGCUUGUGAGGAUCGUCUGCCUGGCCUGCCCCAGCAUCAAGCCCGGAGUGGAACUCCUUGGCAAGGCGUUGCAGCUGGCGGAGCGGGACAAGAUGGCGGAUCACGUCGAGCACGUGGCCAAGUCGUCGAGGAGCCCCCGGCACGUGAGCUCCCUUGCAGAGCAAACGGCGCUCCGUCUGGUGUUCGAAGAAGGGAGAGCCGAGGCGGACGAGAAGUCCCUCGAAGCAAUGAGGCGCUUGGAACACCCGACCGACGAGUGGCUGCCUGUGUGGCUCCUUGAAGAGGCGGCUGUUGAGGGGGAUCAGGGGGACGGUGGUGUGGUGGUGGCGGGCCUCCGGGCGAGAGGGGCGCCCGGGACGGAGACAGCCAGGCGGGCGGCUGUAGUGGACGGUUGCACCAUGAUCAAGGAGAUCGGCAAGCGCAGCGUCUACAAGAUCGUCAUGCAGGAAAACAAGGAGGGGCGAUUCGGGGCCGAGGUCGGGAAGAAGGCGGCGCGGGCGGGGCGGGGGAUGCAGCUCCGCGGGGACGCACCGCGACCAGCAGCAGCGUCGAGCGGAGGACGGGGCCCCGCAAGCUGCGAGUAG
Ectocarpus siliculosus is the source of this 3384-nucleotide messenger RNA. Lineage: Eukaryota; Phaeophyceae; Ectocarpales; Ectocarpaceae. The record is from the annotation of a GenBank genome assembly.